GCAAGCAAAGUUCCGGAGCUUUACUCACUACUUUCUACAUCUUCCCAACGACGACGAGGACAUCCCAGAACAUCAUCCCGACUUCUCAUACCACCGCCAACAUGGUCGCUCAAUCCGCUGAAUUCAAGAAGGCUGCCGAGGAGAGCAAGAAGCUCAAGAGCAAGCCAACCAACGACCAGUUGCUGAAGCUAUACUCGCUCUACAAGAUUGGUACUGGUGAAGACUUCUCCAAAGCCACUGCACCUGGCAUGUUCGACAUGACUGGCAAGGCCAAGUACAACGCCUGGAAGGCGGAAGUGGAAGCUGGAACGCAGCCAGAGGAGGCGCAGAAGAAAUACGUCGAGUUUGUGGAGGAGCUCAAGAGCAAGCUGGGGUUCAACGCAUAAGUGCAAGAGACAAAGAAUGAACAAAGCAUGAUGAAUGAACGUGGCUAUGGGGAAGACAGCAUAUAUCGAGGACAGUUCACACAAAACUGCGUAUGACACCAAUUUGUCACAGCUGUGGCGGAAUGUGAGUACACUAUACGGUAGCAGUGUUUGAGUCAGCACUGCACCAAGUGAACUGAAGAUGAAACCAAACGCAACUGAACUUGUCUCACAGCUCACAGAGCUUCGUCAACGCAGCA
Messenger RNA from Cercospora beticola, 625 nucleotides. RefSeq lists its product as uncharacterized. Gene Ontology annotation, molecular function: fatty-acyl-CoA binding. Gene Ontology annotation, biological process: fatty acid metabolic process. The record is from RefSeq and is a predicted model, not a curated record. Lineage: Eukaryota; Fungi; Ascomycota; Dothideomycetes; Mycosphaerellales; Mycosphaerellaceae.